Messenger RNA from Theobroma umbraticum, 1730 nucleotides. RefSeq names its product alpha-taxilin-like protein. The record is from RefSeq and is a predicted model, not a curated record. NCBI's taxonomy places the organism in Eukaryota, Viridiplantae, Streptophyta, Magnoliopsida, Malvales, Malvaceae. Gene Ontology annotation, molecular function: syntaxin binding.
AAGAGACAAAUCAGUUCAACUUUGCAGCUUCUCACUUUCACUCCAACACACCCACACACAAACAAAAAAAGGCAACAGUGAAGGAAUACAGGCAAAGAUCAACAAAACGGCAAAACCUUAAAAGGGUUUUAGUUUCUUCUUCUCUUCAUCUUCAUAUCUGAAAAUGGAAAACCCAGAAGCAAAUCAGCUUCCUGAAGUGGAUUCACUGCCAGAUGGCUUUGUUGAGAGUCCUUCAGAGCGGUUGGAUCCAAAAACUCCAAUUUUGGAACAAGAAAAGCCUUUGCAGCCUGACUAUAGAGAAGAUGAUCUAGUCUCCGCUGAGUUUGGAGCAAGCAAGGGCCAAAAGCAGAGAACUUUUCCUGUGCCAUUGUCUGAAGUGGAUGGUUUGGAUGGGUCUUUGGAUUCUGUAGAAGGUAAGUUAGUCAGUAAUGAAUCCAGUAAUUCUGUUCCUGAGGCUGCUGCGGUUGGGGAGGCAGAAUGCAGUGAGGUGAAAGGAGAAGUUAAAGGGGAGUGUCAAAGUACAGAGAGAACAGUUGAAAGAGGAUCAGAAACUAAUUUGAAGGAAACAUCUUCAUCGGAAAGUGUCGAUUUGGUGAAAGAUAAAAAACCAGAAACCACUGAAACCAAACGCAAGAAUGCAAAACGUACAGUCAAAACAGAAAAGGAAUUUCUUGAGUUCUCCUUGAAAUAUCAACAAGUUCUUGCAGAAAGAGAUGCAGCUAUUGCUGUUCGAGAUAAGCUUGAAUCACUUUGUAGGGAGUUACAACGUCAAAACAAAAUGUUAAUGGAUGAAUGCAAACGGGUAUCAACAGAAGGGCAAAACUUAAGAUUAGAUUUAUCAGCCAGGUUCCAAGAUGCAAUCAAGGAUGUGAGCAUUAAGCUGGAAGAGCAAAAGGAUGAAUGUCUAUCUCAACUGAAGGAGAAUGAGAUGUUAAGAAAUAAGUUGAAGCAGCUCGCUGAUCAGUAUGCCCUCUCUGAACAACAAUAUGCACAGAAGCUAAAGCAGAAAACACUAGAGUUACAGAUUUCUGAUUUGAAAAUUAAACAACAUGAAGAGAAAUUGAUCCAGGAACAAGCACAGAUGAAAGUAUAUGCAGAGCAAGUGUCACAGUUAUUGGCGACUGAAAAGAAUUUACGCUUGCAGUUGACGGCUGAUGGAGAAAAAUUCCAACAGUUUCAGGAUGCUUUGUUAAAGAGCAAUGAGGUUUUUGAAACAUUUAAGCAGGAGAUUGAAAAGAUGGCAAAAUCAAUCAAGGAACUCAAGAAGGAAAAUGUAUUCUUGAAGAGCAAAUGUGACAAAUCAGAUGUUACUCUCAUAGAACUUGUGGAAGAGCGUGAGAGAUUGAAAAAACAAUUGGAGAAGACAAAGAACCAGAAGGAAAAACUUGAAUCGUUGUGCCGAUCACUUCAAGCAGAGAGGAAGCAGAGCUCCACAGGAGGAAACAGCUCUGAUACUGUAGCAGUUUAAAUGUAAACAUAUUUAACCAACUCUGAACGCAUUUUGUGAUUAUGGUCUUAUGAUUAUACCGCCUUUUGUCUCUUCUUGUCGAGAGAAGUCACAGAAGAUGGCCGUUCACAUUUUGAUAUCUUGAGUGUAAUAAGAAUCAUCCUCUCAGCAAUUAUUGUAUUAUAAGAAAAUUUUCUUUAGCUGGUGGAUUUCCUUGUAUGGAUAUAACUUUCUAUUUUUAGACAUGUUACUUGAUUGGAAUGAACUGCCAUAUUCAAUCUAA